Molecule: messenger RNA, 630 nt
Organism: Octopus sinensis (East Asian common octopus)
Lineage: Eukaryota; Metazoa; Mollusca; Cephalopoda; Octopoda; Octopodidae
Exons: 3
Coding region: 1-630 (209 amino acids)
Biological process (GO): signal transduction
Cellular component (GO): nucleus; protein phosphatase type 2A complex
Molecular function (GO): protein phosphatase regulator activity; DNA binding
Source: RefSeq, a predicted model, not a curated record
AUGAUAACAUGGAUUAACUUAAUGGAAUCUAGUGGAGCAAUUCUAUCAGAUUCGAUGUUAAUUGCAAAAGCUCUUAAGUUUGGAAAAAAUUUUCCAGAAUUUAAAGCAAGUCGUGGGUGGCUAGAAAAGUUUAAAUUACGAAAUGCUAUCAAGUUAAGAAAAUAUCACGGAGACAGUGGAUCAGUAAAUCAUGAUGAAAAAUCUAUUACUGAUUUUAAUGAAACAAUGCGUUUAAAAAUUGAACAAUAUGGAUUGGACAAUGUUUAUAAUGCAGAUGAAACUGGUGAAACAAUUAUUGAAGAGGAAUCAAAUGAGAAAAAAGUUGAUCUCUCAGAAGCCUUCAGAGCUCUAGAGAUUAUUAAAACUUAUGCUUCUCAGAUUGCUGAGACUACUCUUUUGAGUGUCCAAGAGAACUGGAUGGUCAAAAUUAUCUCAGAACACUACUCUGAUGCCUACAAGGCAUUCAUCCCCGCCCUCUACAAGACCUCAAUGUCUCACUGGUCGCAGAACAUAAAAGUGAUUACUCUGGCGACCAUCAGGCAGCUCAGUGAAAUGAACGGUCCUUUAUUUCAGCAGAGUGUUCCCAGGUUGUCUACUGUUUUCAGAGCUUUCAGAGAAGUACAGGAAUGA